Molecule: messenger RNA, 3518 nt
Organism: Drosophila hydei
Lineage: Eukaryota; Metazoa; Arthropoda; Insecta; Diptera; Drosophilidae
Gene: Marf
Product: transmembrane GTPase Marf
Exons: 9
Coding region: 635-3109 (824 amino acids)
Biological process (GO): mitochondrion localization; mitochondrial fusion
Cellular component (GO): mitochondrial outer membrane
Molecular function (GO): GTP binding; GTPase activity
Source: RefSeq, a predicted model, not a curated record
UGCUGGCUGCUGAUUUGUGCACCGUGUUACAUCACUUAGACGAAUUAUAGGCAAAUUGAACGGGAUUUGUGCAGUGCAGAGAUAGAGUAAACAAUUAGAAAUAUCUAUUAGAAAUGUGCAUAAACUUGCCACUUCGCAACGCGAUUUCAUAACAAUCCAAGGAGCCCGAAAGCCAGCACUGACGUGAACUUGCGGGCUGCGUGUUUUGGAUCGCGUUCGCCGGAAACAUAAACAUACGAUGAGCGAAAGCACAAAUCAGUUUUGUGCCAUUGAUUUUUGAGUAUACCACCCCAAAAAUAACGAUAAACAGCAAAACAGUGAAAACUCAAAAAAAAAAAAAAAAAAAACAAAAAAAAAACAAAAUUAAAAAAAAAACAAAAUUUAAAAAAAAAAACAAAUCCAGUUUUAGAAGCAGCCGAAUACAAAGUCGAUACCGAUAUAUCGAUACCAAUAACAGUAGUCAAAUCAACGUGCACUUUUAUUGUUAUCAUUUAGAGUGAAUUUUUUUUCGUUUUUGGCAGCAGCAACUGGGUCUGGGGCCGGGGCUGGGGAAGGGUAUCUCCAUAGGCUGCAUACCUUUUGUUUUGUAUCAAAAUUCUCUCUUCAUUUAACAAACUAAACGCAAACCAAACAAAUGGCGGCCUACUUGAAUCGCACCAUUUCACUGGUGACUGGCCAAACGGGCCCAUCCGCCAACGACAAAAACUCGACACCGGGCACCGACACCGUUGACGAUUCACGGCACAAUCUGUCACUGCAACCGUCUGCCUCAUCCACGUCGGCCAACAUGUCUGGCAUAUCCGACAAUCGCAUGUAUCAACCGAAUGACAAAUCGCCACUGCAGAUUUUCGUCCGCGCCAAGAAGAAGAUCAACGAUAUAUAUGGUGAAAUCGAAGAGUAUGUGCUGGAGACAACCAUCUUCAUCAAUGCUCUGCAUGCGGAUGCGGAAAUUGUGGACAAGGCGGAGCGCGAGCUGUUCGAAAGCUAUGUACACAAGGUGGCUGCCAUACGUGAGGUACUGCAGCGGGAUCACAUGAAGGUCGCUUUCUUUGGUCGUACCUCCAAUGGCAAAAGCUCUGUGAUUAAUGCUAUGCUGCGUGAAAAGAUUCUGCCAAGUGGCAUUGGCCAUACCACAAAUUGUUUUUGCCAAGUCGAAGGCAGUGACGGUGGCGAAGCCUAUCUCAUGAAGGAGAGCUCCGACGAGAAGCUCAAUGUGGUGAACAUUAAGCAAUUGGCCAAUGCUCUGUGCCAGGAGAAGCUUAGCGAGAGCAGCCUGGUCCGCAUAUUUUGGCCACGCGAACGUUGCAGCUUGCUGCGUGAUGAUGUUGUCUUUCUCGACUCUCCUGGUGUCGACGUUUCUCCCAAUCUGGAUGAUUGGAUUGAUAAUCAUUGUAUAAAUUCAGAUGUCUUUGUGCUGGUCCUCAAUGCGGAAUCAACAAUGACACGCGCCGAGAAACAAUUCUUUCACACAGUGUCACAGAAGCUGUCUAAACCAAAUAUCUUCAUACUGAACAAUCGUUGGGAUGCAUCGGCCAAUGAACCGGAGUUUCAGGAAUCGGAGCUGGCUAAGGUUAAGUCGCAGCAUACGGAACGCUGUAUUGAUUUUCUCACCAAGGAGCUUAAGGUCUGCAAUGAGAAGGAGGCUGCGGAGCGGGUGUUCUUCGUGUCAGCUCGCGAGACGCUGCAGGCGCGCAUCGAGGAGUCGAAGGGCAAUCCGCCCCAUUUGGGCGCCAUUGCUGAAGGCUUUCAGAUACGCUACUUUGAGUUCCAGGACUUUGAGCGUAAGUUCGAGGAGUGCAUCUCGCAGAGCGCGGUCAAGACCAAGUUCCAGCAGCAUAGCUCGCGUGGCAAGAGCGUCUCGGGGGAUAUGCGCUCCAUGCUGGAUAACAUCUUCGAGCGGAUCACAAUCUUUCGCAAUCUGAAGCAAGAUCAGAAGAAUCUGCUCACUGAACGCAUUCAGGGCACCGAGACGCAAAUGAUGCAGGUGACGCGUGAAAUGAAAAUGAAAAUUCACAAUAUGGUCGAGGAAGUAGAGGAGAAGGUGUCCAAGGCACUUAACGAGGAAAUAUGGCGAUUGGGCGUCCUCAUCGACGAGUUCAACAUGCCCUUCCAUCCGGAGCGUUUGGUGCUUAACAUCUACAAAAAGGAGCUCAACGCACACGUGGAGAGUGGUCUGGGCAGCAAUUUGCGCGCCCGUCUCUCCAUGGCGCUGGCCAUGAAUGUGGAAUCAGCUCAAACGGAAAUGACCGACCGCAUGCACGCGCUGGUGCCGAACGAGCAGCUGCUCACAAAUAGCGCCAAGCUGGCGGUUCGCACACAGCCAUUCGAAAUGCUCUACUCAUUGAACUGCCAGAAUCUUUGCGCCGACUUCCAGGAGGAUCUCGACUUCAAGUUCAGCUGGGGCAUCACGGCCAUGAUACAGCGAUUCACAGGCAAGGUGCGCGAGCGCACCAAGAAGCAAACGCCCGCCUUGCUCAAUCGCCAGAGCAGUAUUGGGCACACUGUCGUAACGCCGGUGAGCACGCCCGUGGAGUCGACGCCCGUUUGCUUGCUCCCUGGAUCGGGAGUAGGUGGAAUUACGCCCGAACAGCUAUCGGUUAUAUCACGUUUUGCGCUGUCCUCGAUUGGAUCGCAGGGCACCGUUGGCGGUCUAGUUGUAGCGGGCAUUGUGUUAUUAUAUCGCUAUGUGCUGAAAACCGAACACUUGCAGAUGCUGAAAACGAUCGGGUGGCGUGUUCUUGUCGGCAUCGGUGCACUCUAUGGCUGCAUCUAUCUGUACGAGCGUCUGUCGUGGACCAACUCAGCCAAGGAGCGCACCUUCAAGAGCCAAUACGGACGGCAUGCCACCAAGAAGCUCAAAAUGAUUGUCGAUCUCACGUCGGCCAACUGCAGCCACCAGGUGCAACAGGAGCUGUCCAGCACAUUUGCUCGUUUGUGCCGCACUGUGGACACCGCCACCACCGAUAUGAAUGAGGAGCUGAAGACACUGGAGGCACAGCUGAAUGUGCUUGAGUCCAAUCAGAAGCAGCUGAAGCUCCUGCGCAACAAGGCCAACUACAUACAAAACGAGCUGGACAUCUUCGAGCACAACUACAUUGCGCCGCAGUAGAUGUAAUUACAGCAAGGAUCUGUGUUCACGUAUUUCAACAGCGAAUACCCAAUCGAACACCACGACGACGAAGAAGCCUAACAACAACGAUGACAAAUUUUUCCCUCUUUCCGCGGACAGAAGAAAGUGAAACUUAUUUAAAUUGAUUCUUCUUUUUUUUUUUUUUAUUAGACACUUUUGCAAAAUUGUUAACGCAUGUUUUUCUCUUAGUUUUUUCUUGCUCGUAGCUUACAGAUAUACAAUUUUUUUAGCCACUCGUUGCAGUUAAACUAUUAUAUAAUUUUUGACUGUGUUUUUGUUUUUAUUAAUUAUAUACAUAUAUCAAUAUAUUGUAAUUGUUGUUGUUACACUCUGCAUACACACUGUGACAUGGCCGGGUGCCAUGAAAACAAGGAAAAAUUUACUAAUU